Messenger RNA from Plodia interpunctella (Indianmeal moth), 1708 nucleotides. Its product is annotated as acyl-CoA Delta(11) desaturase-like. Gene Ontology annotation, biological process: unsaturated fatty acid biosynthetic process. The transcript is spliced from 5 exons. The record is from RefSeq and is a predicted model, not a curated record. Gene Ontology annotation, cellular component: endoplasmic reticulum membrane. Gene Ontology annotation, molecular function: iron ion binding; stearoyl-CoA 9-desaturase activity. NCBI's taxonomy places the organism in Eukaryota, Metazoa, Arthropoda, Insecta, Lepidoptera, Pyralidae. Bases 655 to 1635 code for a protein of 326 amino acids.
AUAAAAUUUCAUGGCACAAAAGUAAAAUUAUUAUCGUUUUUAUUACAAUGCAAACAUUACACCUUUAUUAUGAGAUCCUGAAUACUUACAUCACAGCGUAAGAAAGAAAAACUUUAUUCGGCAAAAAUACACAUAAUAUUUACAUAGUUUGAGUUCGUACAAUCUUACUUCUAUAUAUUUAAUUGCAAAUUCGAAAAUUUGGGUUUAUGAGUAUAGAAAAUGCAUAUCAAAAGAACUGCACAUCGUUAACCAACGAAAAAAACACUUACUCAAAAGUGUUUAAUCCACUAACAUUUCCUAGGAAAAGUCAAAUACGACGCAAAAUAAAUACGAAGACAUUCUUUUGAAUUUUUAAUUCUUGAUAUCAUAAUAAUCUGGAAAGUUAUAUUUUUAUUAUGAAGAUAUUUAUCAUUUAUUUAUUAUUAUUUAGUUAUUUGGAUGUUGUCACCAAAUCCACGUAUUUGAAGACAAAGAUGAAAUACAGGCCGCAAGCUCCUGGUCUAUAAAGUUAUAAUAAUACAGUAAGGUCUACAAAUAAAAUGAAAUUACAAAACAUUGAAUUAAAAUCAUGUUGAUAUUCUUUGUAUAAAAAACCAUGUCAAACUAGUGUGAGCAUUUCUCCAAUGCACACUAUUCUUUUACUUCAUAGCAGAAAUGGAAUUUGAGAAAAUAAAACGGGCAAGGUUUCCUGAACUCUUGAAGUCCUUUAAGAAAAGUUUAAGUUAUAAAAACGAUAUAAAUUGGCCUUCGUUUAUUGUAAUAACGCUGUACCAUGUAUUCGGAUUUUAUUGGUGUUAUUAUUACGCGUUUCCUGUUAAAUGGCAAACUGUGGUCUUUGCUGCAAUAAUGUUUAUUGUGAGUGGUUUUGGAAUAACUGGCGGUGCACAUAGGCUAUGGACGCACAGAGCUUACAAAGCGAAGCUUCCGUUGAAGCUUUUGCUAAUGAUGUGUUUCGCCAGUGCUGGCCAAAAUUCCAUAAAGCAAUGGGUGCGAGACCACCGCACCCACCACAAGUGCAGCGACACUGAUGCAGACCCACAUAACUCCAAACGCGGCUUCUUCUUCUCACACAUCGGCUGGCUCGUCACGAAGAAGAACAAUCAAGUCUUGCAAGCUGGGAAGAAAAUCGAUAUGAGCGACAUCGAAAAUGACCAGCUUUUGCAAAUUUUCAACAAAUACUUCAACUACUUCAAACUGGUAUUCUGCUACAUCGUGCCGCUCACAGUCGUGAUCUGGUUGUAUGGAGAGAACUGGCGCUGCGCCGUCGCCUGGCAUUGCAUUAAGUUUCUCUUCGUAUUGCACUGUGAACUCACUGCCAACAGUCUUGCACAUGCCUAUGGAUACAGACCUUACAAUAAGAAUAUUAUAGCAACAGAGAAUCGCUUCGUGGCUACAUGUACUUUCGGUGAAGGCUGGCACAAUUAUCACCACGCGUUUCCUUUCGAUUAUAAGGCAGCAGAGCACUUCGACUUCUUCAACUGGAGCACCAGAUUCAUUCAGUUCUUCCAAAAGAUUGGUUGGGCUUACGACCUGAGGCAGGCCACUCCAGAAAUGAUUAAUUCCAUUGCAAAUAGGUUGGGUGAUGGAACUCCUGUACAUUUUCCGAUAGGCGAAAACUUGAAGAAAUUGGAAUGAUUAGUUAACUUUAAUUUUAUUUUAUUAUAAAAAAGGUAUUCAAUGAUUAAUAAAAACCGAAUUUGAACGUUGA